GGCGUGGGCGGGGCGGGCGCGCUCAGGCCCCCGGCGGCCUCUCCCUCAUUCGACCUCGGCGAAGAUGGCGGCGGCGGUGAGAGCCAUCGGCAGCCUCGGCCGCCUCCCGGCCGCCGCCAGGGCCGGCCCGACGCGGCACACCCCGCCCCGAGGUUAUGCCUGCCGUAACAUCUCCACUUCCAGUGCCCUCCAGAACAGAACCCACGUCAGCUGUGAUAUCAAAGGGGAUGUUGCUGUCGUGCGCUUCAACACACCAAAUUCCAAGGUGAACACCCUGUCCAAGCAGCUGAGUGCAGAGUUCACCGACGUCAUGAACGAGAUCUGGGCCAACGAGGCUGUGAAGAGUGCCGUGCUCAUCUCCUCCAAGCCAGGCUCUUUCAUUGCUGGAGCAGAUCUCAACAUGCUUGAAGCCUGCAAGACUGCUCAGGAAGUGACUCAGCUCUCUCAGGAUGGACAGAAGAUGCUGGAAAAGAUUGAGCACUCUCCAAAGCCCGUCGUUGCUGCCAUCAGUGGCAGCUGCCUGGGAGGAGGGCUGGAGGUUGCCAUUGCCUGUCACUACAGAGUAGCAACAAAGGACAGGAAAACAGUCUUGGCAACACCUGAAGUGUUGCUGGGUCUCCUGCCCGGAGCAGGGGGUACUCAGAGGCUGCCAAAAAUGGUGGGACUUCCUGCUGCCUUUGACAUGAUGCUGACUGGGAGGAACAUCCGUGCAGACAGAGCCAAGAAGAUGGGGCUGGUUGACCAGCUGGUGGAACCACUAGGUCAGACACAGCUGGCUGUGCACAGCACUGUGCUGACCCCUGUUCUGUCCCACCUUGCAGGGCUAACAGACUAUGCCAUGGCCCUUCCCUUCGUCAGGCAGCAAGUUUACAAGACAGUGGAGAGCAAAGUUCAAAAGCAAACCAAAGGGCUCUACCCUGCUCCUCUGAAGAUCAUCGAGGUCGUAAAAACUGGUCUGGAUCAGGGGAGUGAUGCUGGAUACCUCAUUGAAGCCCAGAGCUUUGGCCAACUUGCAGUGACCAAGGAAUCCAAGGCACUGAUGGGGCUCUACCACGGGCAGGUGCACUGCAAGAAGAACAAGUUUGGGACACCUCAGAAAGAAGUCAAGACUCUGGCUGUGCUGGGAGCAGGGCUCAUGGGAGCCGGCAUCGCCCAGGUUUCCGUGGAUAAGGGCAUCAAGACCAUUCUGAAGGACACGGCACAGAAGGGUCUGGACAGAGGCCAGCAGCAGGUCUACAAGGGGCUGAACGGCAAGGUGAAGAAGAAGAGCCUGACAUCAUUUGAGAGGGACUCCAUCCUCAGCAACCUGAUGGGCCAGCUGGACUACAAGGGCUUUGAGAAGGCAGACAUGGUCAUCGAGGCCGUGUUCGAGGACAUCAACGUCAAACACAAAGUGCUGAAGGAGGUGGAGGCUGUGACUUGCCCAGCUGAUUGCUCUGGGAGCCAGAAUCCCUCUGAACCCAGCUCUUCUGUCUGCCAGGUGAUUGGGAUGCACUACUUCUCUCCUGUUGACAAGAUGCAGCUGCUGGAAAUCAUCACCACAGACAAAACCUCCCAGGACACAGCUGCUUCUGCUGUUGCUGUUGGCCUCAAACAGGGCAAAGUGGUCAUCGUGGUGAAGGAUGGGCCUGGAUUCUACACCACCAGGUGCCUGGGGCCAAUGCUGUCCGAGGUGGUCCGAGUUCUCCAGGAGGGUAUUGACCCAAAGAAGGUGGAUGCCAUCUCCACUGCCUUCGGCUUCCCGGUGGGAGCGGCCACGCUGAUUGACGAGGUGGGCGUGGACGUGGCCACACACGUGGCCGAGGACCUGGGCAAGGCCUUUGGCCAGCGCUUCGGAGGGGGCAGCAUCGACCUCUUCAAGCUCAUGGUGCAGAAAGGCUUCUUAGGUCGCAAGGCAGGGAAAGGCUUCUACGUGUACCAGGAGGGAGUGAAGAACAGGAGUGUGAAUUCUGGCAUGGAUGAGAUCUUGGAGAAGUUCAGGGUGCCAGCGAAUCCUGACGUCUGCUCCGACGAGGACAUCCAGAUGCGCCUGGUGACGCGGUUUGUCAACGAGGCAGCCAUGUGCCUGCAGGAGGGCAUCCUCAGCAACCCCGUGGAGGGGGACAUCGGGGCUGUGUUCGGCCUGGGCUUCCCCCCCUGCCUGGGAGGUCCCUUCAGGUUCGCGGACUCCUACGGCGCCCGGCAGCUCGUGGACAAACUGCGCAAGUACGAGGCCGUGUACGGCAGCCAGUUCACACCGUGCCAGCUCCUGCUGGACCACGCCAACAGCCCCAGCAAGAAAUUCCACCCCUGAGGUGGCCUGGUGACACCCCGACAGCUCCUCCAGCCGGGCCCUGGCUCCCCACAACACCCCAUUCUCCAUAGGUUAAUCUCCAAAGCUCCCCGGGGAGGAAGGGAAGAAAGGAAGGAAAGAAAGAAGAAAGGAAGGAAGGAGUGGGGCAGGAGGUUGCCUCAUGGCUUGUAGUCAUUUCAAGUGCCUUACCAGCCACUGUGUGUUGGGAACGUCCGUCCCAUGCCAGCCUGGGCCUGGGGGCUCCAUGCUGGGGGAGGGAAUUCCUCUGCUGCCCUUGCCUUCAUGCCGUGGCCUCCAGAGCUCCCAGUCUGGCCAGUAGCAUCCAGCUUGUGGCUGGAGCCGAGGCCUUGUCUUUCCAUCAACAUCCACCAAAAUAAAGCCCCAUCUCCUGGG
Molecule: messenger RNA, 2686 nt
Organism: Pyrgilauda ruficollis (rufous-necked snowfinch)
Lineage: Eukaryota; Metazoa; Chordata; Aves; Passeriformes; Passeridae
Gene: HADHA
Product: hydroxyacyl-CoA dehydrogenase trifunctional multienzyme complex subunit alpha
Exons: 18
Coding region: 65-2293 (742 amino acids)
Biological process (GO): fatty acid beta-oxidation
Cellular component (GO): mitochondrial fatty acid beta-oxidation multienzyme complex
Molecular function (GO): NAD+ binding; enoyl-CoA hydratase activity; long-chain (3S)-3-hydroxyacyl-CoA dehydrogenase (NAD+) activity
Source: RefSeq, a predicted model, not a curated record